UGAGCACACGUGGGUCAAGAAGUUUACCUCUGUGAUGUGUCGGAGUUGGUUUUCUUAACAACAUGUCUAAAAGAACCAGAGCCGAGACACAGGAGCUCGUGGCUCCCGCUGCGGUACCGGAGGACGAGCUGGACCCUCCAGCGGAGACCAGGCGGACCCGCAGCGGCCGCAGGAUCCGGACUCCUGCCGCACUGCUCGGUUCUGAGAUCUCCGUGAGGACCCCCAGCAGGAGGACCAGGCGGUCCGUGGUGCAGGAGCAGCCUGAGCCAGAGGAGAAGGAGACCGGGGAGCAGGAGCCCGAGAAGCUGCCCGAAGAGACCCCCGAAGAGACCCCCGAAGAGACCCCCGCAGAGACCCCCGCAGAUCCGGAGCCGAGCGCCGACCCAGAGCUCGCAGCGCAGCCGCAGAUCGACGCUGCCCCGGCAGACACGGACGAGACUCCCGUCAGCGGCGGUGGAGACGGUGCUCAGCCCAGACCCGAUCCCGAACCCGUAGAAACAGCACCCGCGAGUUCAGAGAGCGUCCCAAUGAAGAAGCCCUGCCCGGCUCCGACUGUCAAACAGACCCCGGCCGUUCCCCUGGGAAAGCCCAAGUCCGGGCGCGUGUGGAAGGACCGCAGCAAGCAGAGGUUCUCUGCCCUGGUGAGAGACAAACCACUGUGCACCUCUUGGGAGAAAAAGAUGCAGGCCAAGCGGGAGAAGGACCUGGUGAAACAGUACGCGCUGCAGCUUAAAGAGGAGAAAGCCAAACAGAAAGAGGACAAGAGGAAAAGAAGAGAAGACAACUUGAAACGUCGUGAAGAAAAUGAACGCAAGUCAGAGAUUGUGCAAGUGAUUCGCAACACAGCGAAGAUCAAGAGGAUGAAGAAGAAACAGCUGAGGAAAAUCGAGAAGAGAGACACGCUGGCUCUGCUGCAGAAGUCACAGAACCAGAACGUCAAAACCAAAGCACGAACAAAUAACAAGCGAGAUUCAACAUGAAGACAACCACACACACAUUCACGCCACACCUGUGCCUGUUUCUUGGACUGUGGUAGUUAAACAGAGGGACUACCAAAACCCUGCACACGCACACAGAAAAACACGCAAACUCCACAGAGAUUCCCAGACUGGAUUUUCUCCUUUUGAGACAAGUGAACUAACCGCGCCCCCAUGUGUCCCCACUGACACAAUCAAUAAAAACAACAAUUUGAGGGUC
Messenger RNA from Salarias fasciatus (jewelled blenny), 1197 nucleotides. Its product is annotated as coiled-coil domain-containing protein 86-like. The record is from RefSeq and is a predicted model, not a curated record. Gene Ontology annotation, cellular component: nucleolus. The transcript has 4 exons. NCBI's taxonomy places the organism in Eukaryota, Metazoa, Chordata, Actinopteri, Blenniiformes, Blenniidae. The coding region runs from base 63 to 980 and encodes 305 amino acids.